AUGUUCACUACCGCGUCCCGGCGGGCCAGCGCCGUGGCCCCGAAAAUCCGCAACACAUUCCUACACCAGCCGCGACUACUAACGACACGCUCGAUAAGCCGCCCCCGACCAAACACCGUACAAACACACGCACAAUCCCGGCCGACACAACUCAAUGCGGCCGCAUUCACACAGACCCGCCACGCGAGCUACUUCAGCCGCAUGAAACGCGGGUUCCAGGAAGCGUCCAAGGGCAUCUGGCGCAAGAACCCGAUCCUGCUGCCGGUGGCGAUUCUAUCGUUGGCCGGCGCGACCGCCAUCUUCACCUAUAUCGCGUAUGUCGAGUACACGACGGUGGCGCCGCAGUACUCGCGGUUCCCGCCGCCGGUGGAGCAGUCGCUGCGGACGGCGGUGUACUACACGGAGGUGGAUCUGCAGCCGCCGCGGGCGCUGAAGGCGUACAAGGAGGCGCUGCGGAUCGCGGUGGAGAUGGGCAUGCACCCGUUCUCGGACGAGGUGCUCGGCAUCAAGCUGCAGGUGGCGAUGAUGCUGGAGAAGGCCGGGCUGGUGAAGCCGGCGGUGGACGUGCUGGAGCGGACCAAGACGGAGGCGCUGAACUGGAUCGACGAGAGCCGGAAGCAGGCGGCGGUGCGCGAGAAGGAGCGCCGCGCCGCCGCCCAGGACCAGCCGGACACGGUGGCCGUCACGGACCCCGAGAUGCAGGACCUGCAGGAGCAGAUGGCGCAGCGCGCCGAGUGGGAGGACCGGCAGCGCGACAAGGCGCUGAAGAAGGCUGUCGGCAUUGAAAUGAAGCUCGCCGAGCUGUACGCCAGCGACUACAUCCAGGACGAGGGCAAGGCCGAGGCUGCCCAGGUUGCGGCCGUGGAACUGUGCCUGAAGGAGAUGCAGCGGCGCCAGACGGCGGGUCUACCUGUCGGAGGCGGGUCGAAGGACAACGAUGCGUGGCUGAACCUUGGUGAAAUGUGCGCGGCGUUGGCGGAGCUCGCUGAUACGUACCGGGCCCAGGGGAAGUUUGACCUGGCGCUCCCGCUGUACCUGCGCUCUCUGGAUCUCGCCCGGGCGGACGAAGGCGACUGUCCCACGUGCAAGCAGGCUAUCCUCCUCUGCGAUAUCUCGGGGGUGCUGGCCAACCGGACCCACCAGCCCAUCCAGGCUCCGGAGCCGGACAAGGUGCGGGCUCAGAUGCUCGAGUCGGCGGGCCAAUGGGCCCAGAAGGCCAUCGAGGUUGCCGCGAAGAUCGCGCCGCCGGUUAGGGACUGGGAUUGUGACAUUGCCAGCACAGUGGCCACAUAUAACCUGGGCACGUUGGCCGCGGAUAAGAACCAGCGGGAGGAGGCCAAAAAGCUAUUCAACAAAGCCCUGUCUGAUGCGCGGGCGAUUGGCUACGAAGAAGGCAUUGAGGCGGCCGAAGAAUCAUUGCAGAAGUUGAAGGAGAACAAAUAA
Molecule: messenger RNA, 1443 nt
Organism: Aspergillus terreus NIH2624
Lineage: Eukaryota; Fungi; Ascomycota; Eurotiomycetes; Eurotiales; Aspergillaceae
Product: TPR domain protein
Exons: 1
Coding region: 1-1443 (480 amino acids)
Biological process (GO): protein quality control for misfolded or incompletely synthesized proteins
Cellular component (GO): i-AAA complex
Molecular function (GO): misfolded protein binding
Source: RefSeq, a predicted model, not a curated record